This is a messenger RNA of Dendronephthya gigantea, 8972 nucleotides long. RefSeq names its product polycystic kidney disease 1-related protein-like. Gene Ontology annotation, molecular function: protein binding. Bases 134 to 8665 code for a protein of 2843 amino acids. The transcript has 58 exons. The record is from RefSeq and is a predicted model, not a curated record. NCBI's taxonomy places the organism in Eukaryota, Metazoa, Cnidaria, Anthozoa, Malacalcyonacea, Nephtheidae.
CAAGAGACGGUGGAUCAGGAAUUUUUAUGCAAAAUAUCAGAACACGCAAAAAACCUGCCGAGGAAACAGCCUCGCUAUCCAGUGGUUCUGGCUCUGCAACUAGCGCCGCAAAGGUUUGCGGGAGACGCAUAUUAUGCAUAUUAGCUUGAGCGACGGAUUUUUGGACGUCAACAUGAAGAAAUUACAGUUUUUACUAUUUUUUUAUGUCCUUGUUUCCUUUGGUUAUAUCGAGAUAUUUGGUAAUGUUUUUCUAGACAAUUCCAACAGCAACUAUGUUGGGCAAGUAAAAAUUCAGCCAGAAGAUCCCCAAUGGACAAAUUACACCAACAAAAACAAUUGCUACUCAUGUCUUGAAACUUGCCUAUAUAAACAUAAAAGAGUUAAAACUGCAGGGUGUGGUCAAGGACUUCAAUGUUUCUGUAGUGAUUUAAAUUAUAGUCAAUUCCAUUAUUUUGAAAAUGAUAACAAUUGUACUGGUUGUCUUCAAGAUGGCAAUGGGUCCGUGUCAGACUUGGUGGAUUUACGUGUAUACAAAAUGACUGGUUUUACAUUACGUCUACGGUUUGAUAAAUACAUUCAGCGUGGCUCGUCUUUUAAAUUGGGUCUUGAAGCAUUAUUGUAUGAAAAUGGGACGUCAACGAAUGAUACAGAAAUAUUGAAAGACUUUUUUCUGGCUAUAAACUGUGAAGUAAUAACAAGGCAGGGGAAGAAAAAGAUUCAGACAAAUUGUUUAGGAAACUUCAAGUUUACAUCACUGGGAGACAAUAAAAUUUGUCUUAGUAUCAAUCGAACUAUCUAUUCAUGUGGAAUAGUAACUGUUCUUGAACACGUUGUUGUUACACCGAUAAGGAGUAGUCAUGGUCAAUUUGGUAUGAAAUUAUAUUCCAAAAUAGAAGGAACAGUCUACAACAUAUCGUACUAUUUGGACGAUAAGAAACUGGAAACAGUGGAUACUAUCACCCAGUACCAUCAUAUAGUGUUUAAAUUUUGUCAAAUUGACUGGGAAUUUUGGCCACCAGCUGUUAUGUUAGGGGAAAAACAAAAACUUACAGUUAUUGCAAGUAAUCCAUUAGGCAGUGAAAGAAGAGACAAAAUAUUUAAACUAAGUCUGAGGGUGUCAGAUUUCGUCAUUUCGUUUAUUUCUAACAAAACAAGUAACAUACUUAAGAUAAACGUUCAAGUAAAGAAUGUCACUGUGUAUGGGCAGUUGAAGUACCAAUGGUUGUUGUUUGGCUUUUGUGGAAAAACGUUCUUUUAUGGUGAAAACAUAACGACUGUCCCAAAAGUAACAUUAAGAACUCGUUCAUCAUACAUCCCUAAAGAUGUGCGUGCAGGGUGCAAGAUUGGUCUUCGCCUGAUUGCCAAAGAUGGCUCUGCAGGUCAAACAAAAACCGGGAUUUUGUUUGAGAAUUAUCGAUAUCGAAAAUAUCGAUUCUCAGUAAAUUCCCACAGUGAUUAUUUUCUACGAGGAGAGGCUACGUUUACUUUUACUGUGAAUGAAGGCAACAGAGCUCCUCCAGGAGGUUUGCGUUACAUUUGGAAAGUUAAUGGCAAAAAUAUGUCGUCGAAUAAAACGUUUAGACAUAUAUUUAACGAAACUGGAAGCUACAUUGUUGGCCUAUUUGCCUAUUUCAAAGGCAGGAUAUACUUUUUGGCUGCAAAGAACGUUUCUGUACGGGAUCAACUAACGAAGUUGGAGAUUUUUGUUUCAUCGCUCCGCUACUUUGGAGAACCAGUGUUAAUGCAGGCGAAGACAAACAUUAACAACAAUGUGAAUUAUUAUUGGGAUUUUGGCGAUGGUAAACAAAAACAAACACCAAAAAACAUUGUCGAACAUCGAUAUAAAAAGCCUGGUACGUACACAGUCCAGGUUGUUGCGAAUAACAAAGUUAGCGAAAUUUACGCAAGUGAAACUUUCAAUGCAACUGAACUAUGUCCAGACGGUGGGUUUGAAACGUCAUUUGAAGAUGGAAAAGAGGUUCAACAAUUUCGCAGUAAACCGAUUCAUCUAGAAAUUUCAACCAGAAAAUUGGUUUGCUUGGAACCUGUAACAAUCUUUUUCGGAUGGACGGUUUCUAAAUGGACAGACGAAAGAGCUGAGUGGCGCGAAUGGAUAAACCUAAAAAGUAAUAUAUCAACAAAGAGCAUUUUUAUUCCUCCGAAUAUCCUCGCCUAUGGAAAAUAUCGCUUCAUAGCGACAGUGAACAUCACUGGUUUUCAUGUGUUGCAUUCCCAAACAUUUUCAAUGAAUGUCAGCGUGACAAGAAGUCCUGUGUAUGCUAUUAUCCGAGGUGGCUUCAUCAGACAUGUUAAAACAAAUUCAACAUUUCUUCUCGAUGCAACUCCUUCAUUUGAUCCCGAAGACUUGAAUACGGAUCUCAAAUUUGAAUGGUCGUUUCCUGGUGUUGGCAAGAGAAAAAACCAAGCAGUUAUUGAACUAGACUCAAAAUCUUUGAAUCAGUCAACAGAAUUUAAACUGAAAGUUUACUCAGGAAAUAGAAAAAAUGAAACUUCACAGCAUAUUAUAAUUCAAAAAUCACAAGAAGUAAAAGCAAACAUGAUCUUGGACUGUCCAUCGUGUGAUUUGGGCCUGAAUCCUAGUCAACCUACAAGAAUAAUGGAGAAAUGUAGUGACGGAGUUUGUCCUUCGCAAGAUAAAAUGUUAUGGAAGUUAUUCGAGUUGAGGAAUGAAUAUGGGGAUCCCAAAUUAGAUCCGAUCUUUUGCAGUGGUUUCGACCAGCCAUUUAGUCUAAAUAACGGAAGUAAAUCGAAAGUCAGUUACAAAUUCCACGUCUGUGGGAAUGAAAAAGCAACGGCUACCAUGUGUAAAGAGCUAAAAAAAGAAUUAGGAUUAUUCUGCACACGAUCAACUAAAGAAAUAGAACUUGCGUUUAGGAGAAAAGAUCAACAUUCUGAAAUGCUUGAUAUUGAAGAUAAUACAUUUCCAGCGAAUAAAGUAUUUACAAUUAAACGUAUAGAUGACAAAAUUUCAGAUAAUGUUCUGGCAGAACGAUCUUUUAUUGUUCAAAACAAACCUCGAAACUAUUCUUGUUUUAUCACUCCAACGAAAGGUGUGGAACUCUUCCAGGAUUUUCAAAUUACUUGUGGCGAAGACAAGAAUGCCCGUUUAGUGUACAAAAUCGUUUACCAGCGAGGUGGCUCAAUUCCGUCGAAUAUUUUCUUUCAACGAAAAAUCCCGCAGUUCAAGUUUAAUUUGCCAUCUGGUGAAGUUAAGAACUCUAUAAAAAUUUUGAUUGAAAACGAAAAUGGUGUUGCAAGAGUAUACUGCGAUAUUGAUGUGACAGUUACAACAUUGCUACCUGGUCAAAAUACAACCAACAAUGUCGUGGAAUAUUUAUAUAAUCGGUCAAUGACUGUGAAUGAUUGCUUUGCGGAGCAUCCUUAUGCCUACCAUGGUCAAACAUUAUAUAACAUUACCUUGAUCUCAGAUAUCCUGAAUAGGCAAAGAGUUGUUUCAACUUCUGCAAAUUUGUUUUUACGAACUCGAAUUCGAGAAAUCCUAAUAGAUAUCCUUAGAAGAGUUACUAUCUCUGAUGAGUAUAUUGCUCGUCAGUUUGCCAGUUCUUUGGACAGUUGCACGAGGGUUUCCGAAGAGUUGAGCAAUAAUAGUUUAGUUGCCGUUGUGGAGAUCAUUCACAAGCUAAUGAUAAGAAAGCGACAUGGAAUUGAACAAAAACUUAAAGUGACAAAACGUUUUGAAGAACACAUCCUCACAGUGAUAGAUACGACAUCAUCAAUCCUAGUAGAUAAAUUCAAAAACAAAGAACACGAUGAAAAAAUAAUGGAAUCAAUUAAUAAUCUUUUCGAGAGUAAACUAAGAACAAUGUUCGUGCGAUCAAAGAUGAAUAUUAUCAAUAUUAAGAAAAAUAUCUUCAGUGCAAGUGUGUUUAAGUUCUCGCCUUAUCGCAGUGAAAAAAUUUCUUUCUUGUCUGGUAAAACACGUGUAACGCUGGAGACAAUCAGUGAUAAAGAUUCACAAAAACAAUACGAGUGUGACUUGUUUGGGUGCGGUUUUCAAGCAAUCACAGUGAAUAAUAAUCCUUUCAGAGACGACGUUAGAUAUCAGAAAGUAUCUUCGUUAACAAAGUUGACGACAAACAGUUGCAAACAUCGAAAAAAAACAUAUUGUGCGGAAAGGAUAAGAAAAACGAAAAUUUCAUUCCCUCUCAAAGUUCAUAAUGUCAUGGUAAAAUCAAAUACGCAAAGCCUAAAGUCAACGGAAAUUCACGUGUUCACUGUAAAACAAAAUAGAAAGGUCCUAAAAGUUCACUUUGUUCCCGUUAGCUAUCUGUCGAGAAAGAUGAAACUGAGAGUCCAGAUAAGAUGCGCUGAUGCAAGAUACCGUUAUGUCUCAUCAUCUGAAUUCAUCUUCUUCAUCAAUAACGAUCCUUUUGUAAAGUUUCUAUCUGCCAAAAGCUUUAGUGAGAAAUGUAAAAACUUGAAUGUCACGGUGGAAAUUCAUUGGAUAGUAGAGCCGACGAGAUCAGAGUCUCUACAAACUAAAGUGAAAUACAAUUUGGAUCUGGUAUCGCUUGAUUGUCUUGUAAGAAGUGGUAAUGAGGCAUGGUCAGAAAAUUUAUGUGAAUGUGAUUUAGAUCACUCGCCAUAUUACGAGUUAAAUUGCAGAUGUCCCAAACUUCAAAGUUCAGAUCAUAGUUAUGUCAUUGUUGAAAAACGUUUGCCAGCUUCUAUGAAGAAAACAAUCGUUAAAAGCAACGAAAAUGACGCAGUAAAUACAGUCAUUCAGUUUUUAUCGUUGUUCUAUGUUGUGGUUGUCAUUGUAUUGUUCAUCAAAGAAAGACUUGACUAUAAAACAAAUAUGGCUAUACCCCUGGAGCGUUCUAAUCCAACUCAUACGCAUCAGUACAAAAUAACCGUUUAUACUGGUCACUGUUGUGGGGCUGGAACAACAGCGAGGGUUGCUGUUGUCCUGUAUGGAGACAAUAAUUCAUCUUAUCCUAUUGAACUGUUCACUGAAAAUCGACAAGUCUUUAAUAGAAAUUCAAGAGAUGUUUUCGUGGUUAGUGUGCAAGAGAAUUUGGGAUCGUUAAACUGUAUCCACCUUUGGCAUGAUAACAGUGGUAGCUCACCAUCCUGGUUUGUUGAUAAACUUGUCAUCAAAGACCUAUGUACCAAACAAAAGUGGUUAUUCAAAUGCAGAAGAUGGUUGGCCGUAGAUAAACACGAUAAAAUGCUCGACUGCAAAAUAGAAGCGUCGACUGACCCGAAAACAAACUUCUCGUUCAAGGAACUUAGACUGGGCUUUGGGGAAAAAUUAAUGGACUUCCAUAUAUGGUUGUCAGUGAUUAGCAUGCCAACAUAUAGUCUUUUUACAAGAGCUGAGCGUGUAACAUGCUGUAUGACAUUGUUGUUCGCAUAUCUUUUUUUCAAUGCAUAUUUUUAUGAACAAUACGGAGAAUAUGUUAUCCCUAAUGGUAUAUCUGUGUUCAACCCAACCUGGUCACAGCUCAAAGUUGGUCUUUUUUCAACUUUGUCAUGUUUUCCUAUUUAUCUUGUCUUCACUGCUGUGUUUCGGUACACGAAGUCCUUCGUGCAUCCGCAGAUUGAAAAGAGUGCUAUAGUUGACCCACAACCAGAUACCCAUAAACCAAGUGCUACAGAUAAGUAUGACAGACUCGUUUCUGAAAUGGAGCGCUCCCCCGUGGACUCUAGGCGCCGCAAACAGUUCGAACUUGCUGCUCUUCUUCUUAAAACUCUGUAUGAUGAAGAUGAUCCUGCUUCAGAUUCUGAGCAAUUGUAUGCUGGUGAAGAAUCAUCUGCCGAAACUACAAGUAUUUCUCGCACCAGAUCAUCUGAUCGUCCAUCUGUAAAAGUUCAAAAACGUGCGAACGUCGAACUUUCUAGUGACACUUCUGGUUCGUGGCUAACUUUUUCAAGACCGAUUCCGUUUCGCUUUCCAACGUUUUUUAGCAUUUUAAUGUGGAUUGGUUGUAUUGUAAUGUUAUUAUUAUCUUCGAUGUACACAAUCGAACACGUUAAAAGAUUCGAAGAAGCCCGAUUACGAUGCUACAUACAGUCUGUGUUUUGGUCAUUAUUCCUCUCAAUCGUCCUAUUUCAACCAUUUCAUGUUUUAAUCGUGACUUUCAUUGAAAUGAUGAAAAGACAUUUUCAUUCCACGAUGAUUGAAGAACCAGCUGAUAAGGCUGAAGACGAUACGAUCGUGGAUGAUUCUAUGUUUGGUUCUUUCACCGAAAAAAAUUUUGAAGACCCUCUUUAUAGAAAGUUGCUAUGUUUAAAGUAUUUGCAACCACUUUCAAGUAAGGUUGUUGCCAAAGCAAGACGUAAACUACACAGACGAAAAAUAACUGUGACGUUACUAAGGGAUUUUUUCUUGUAUUCGUUAUUGAUGAUUUUCUUGUAUUGCCUAAAUCCUUUCUGGAACCAGGAGUCUAUUUUUGUACACAAUAAUAGAUUAAAUACAUAUCUGAACAGACACACGAACACAAGCUCUUUGUUAGCAUGGUGGUCAUCCUGCCCGCAAAAAUUUCUUGACACUAUAACAUUGGAUGAAGAAACCCUGACCUUGAGAGCUUUUCACAAGAGAGACCUAAUUGUUGGUCACCCAAAAAUGUCUGUGACACUAAAAUAUUGCCCAGACGUUAAUAUUUCUGAUUCAACUCUUCCUCAAAGUCAUUGUAUCGGAAAAGUAGUGAAAAAAGCUUUUAGCUUUAAUGAAUCUCAAGACAAAGACUGGUUGGGUUUAUCCCAUUUCUUUCAUCAGGAAUUUGAUGAAUACACUACUACAGAUAUUUCCCUACAAUUUGUCAUUCAUUCACCACCGUUGGCUGUUUUCACUGCGAUAAGACUAUCAAGUCGCGUGAUCUCCCCAUCUUCACGUGUGCAAAAUGACGUUCGUGUCACAACGGCUAAUUUUCAUGUGAUUAGUCCCGGUAUUCUAUCAUUUCAAACUAUUCUCCAGCUGUUUUAUACGAUGGUUCCGGUCUUGCUUCUUCUUCGUCAAGUGUUUUACAGUAAUAAAAAAACACAAUAUACUCUUGUGGUUAAAAUUGAGUUUUUGAUUGUUUUUCUAUCAAUAUACUCUGUCGUUUCAAUGUGGAUAUGGAUUAAACAGCAAUAUCUUACUCUGGGAAUUCUUUGGGAACAUCAAUAUGAAGCAAACAUAGUGGAAGACAUACAAGCUAUUUAUAAAUACCAGGAGUUUUACAAGUACUCCAUUGCCUUCAUGCUGUUAUUUGUCAUAAUUAAAAUAUGUCAUGCUGGUUUUGACAUGUUUUGUGGCGCCCUUUUUGGAGCACCAAUAAUAAGCUCUGUAAUAUUACCCUUGUUUGGAUUAUUGCUAAUCUUUGUAGCCUUUGCACAUGCAGGUCUGUUGUUAUUUGGAGACCAUCUCAAAAUGUUCAGUUCGUUUUUACAAGCGUUCUCUCUAAACAUUCUGUACAUGAGAAAAAACGGUGCUGAAAACUUCAAAGUGGAGCCAACAUAUCACCAAAUGUUGUUAGCAGUUUACGUCAUCGCAUUUUGUGUUUGGAUGAUGUUAUUUUCCAAUUUGGUUAAAGCGGCAUUCUGUCAAGCUCGUGUGAAAUUUUCGCUUAUUGUCAAGACGAAAAGUGGAAGAAUGCCAGUGAAAUUGUACAUAUUACGAAAACUCCGAAGGGUUUACUCACGUCUCAUGUCAUGUGUUCAGAAAUCUGACCAUGAGGAUGAACAUGAAACAUUUAAUCGCGUCCCAAUGAGUUACGUAUUUAGGGAACUGGGUGAACAGCUAGAUGAUAUAGAAUUUCGUUUAACUCAUUUAACCUGCAAAGCGAACAUGCCUGCUAAAGAUACGAGAGAUGGCAGUUCAGAUGGCAGCGAUGUUGAAUAUGUGUACAAGGAUGAUAAUAAUGAGCAUUCCACAUUUCAUCCAGGAUUGUCUUCAAACAUUGCGACCUCUUUCAGUGAAAAUGAAAAUAACGAGGAUCUAAAAAACUCGAAAGGUGUAAAUGACCAAUAUGCGACAUGUGAAGAAACUGUAAUGUUUGUUACUCCUAAACCACGUCGCCCAUUUGAGCGAUCCGUGCGUGCAUUUCCAACCCUGGUUAAUGAAACCUUCAAUUCCUCUGAACGUCCUCAAGUAAUAUUGAGUCCUUGGUUUGGUGAAAAUGACGAUGAAGACGACAGACAAACUACACUGGGGCAACAAGAAGAUUUUUUAGCCCCAGUUGGAGAAAUGGACUGCAAGAUAAAUGGUCUUGGUAUAGCACAGGGUGAAAGAUCAGUACCCUUUCAUGAUAUCAAGGAAUAUAAUGUUAAAACUGGUGGUAGCACAAUGAAAAAUAAGAAAAAUAGUUUGAAAGUGGCCAGUUACGUAAAUGAAGCGUGUGAAGAAGACGUAAGAGAAGUUUGCGGCAAUUUAACAGCAAAACGACCAAAUGUUCAUUUGGAUGCCUUCGAAGAUUAUUUUUCACUUGAAGAGGAAGACUGUUGCCUUUCGAAAACUGAAUCUGUUGAGCAAAGUCUUGUUACAUCCUUGGAAACUGAACACUGUCUUGAUGAAAAUGUUCAUACGGUAGGGACUAUAUCAGAUAGGAAACAACUCAUUUCUCGUCGAAAACCGUUCCGACAACCUCCUUUCCCGCCAAUAAAUGAUCUCUUUACAAGACCGUCCGAGAAGCUGGGUUAAAGUCUGGUGUAAUUAAGUAAAUAAUGAACCAAAAGUAAAAAUAAGGCAUGCUUGUAAAAUAUUUUCACAACGGAAAAUUGUAAAUACGCGAUAGGAAUAUUUGAUCCUGAUUCUGCAUCAACUUUUUAAAAAUCAAAAAUCACGUGCAAGAAAAUCGAAGAAUGCAAACCUAAAAUGCAUAAUUAGAUUAUUCUUUUAAUCGAACUGUUUAACUGUCUGUCUUCAGACUACAAAUUGCAAAUUUAAUGUACAAAUUGAAACUAAGAAUCCUGAUAUGAUUACAUUAAUAAUAACCUUGACAUAGUAA